Dryobates pubescens (Downy woodpecker) is the source of this 1311-nucleotide messenger RNA. Its product is annotated as tetraspanin-15. The coding region runs from base 143 to 1111 and encodes 322 amino acids. Lineage: Eukaryota; Metazoa; Chordata; Aves; Piciformes; Picidae. The record is from RefSeq and is a predicted model, not a curated record. The transcript is spliced from 8 exons. Gene Ontology annotation, cellular component: membrane.
UGGAGCCGGCAGCUGAAGUUCAAGGCUCCUCUGUUGUCUGCAUGUGGAGGCUCUCUGGGCUCGGCGGAGGAGGGCAGAAGCCGGCUGGCGAGGGGAGGGUCCGGCGGGCAGCCCCCAGCCCCCUCGCAGCGCAGCUCCAGGGAUGGCUGCGGGCUCCGAGUGCCGGAAUUCCCUCCUCUAUUACUACAGCAUCAAAUUCGCCCUCUCCGCCUACGCCACCCUCUUCUCGGUCCUGGGCCUGGUGAUCCUCUGCAUUGGGAUCUAUGCUGAGGUGGAGAGGCAGAAGCACAAAACCUUGGAAGGGAUCUUCCUGGCUCCAGCCAUCAUCCUCCUCCUGCUGGGCUUCACCAUGUUUGGAGUCUCCUUUGUGGGCAUGGUUGGGAGCCUGAGGGACAACCGCACGCUGCUGAAGAUGUUCUUCUGGGUCCUUCUGGUGAUCUUCCUCACAGAGCUGCUGCUCCUCUUCAUCGAAAUCAUCUUUGAAAGCAAGAUGAAUGCAGUCUUGCACUCCAACAUCCAAGAGGGCAUCAGACACUAUUAUGAUGACCUUGACUUCAAGAACAUCUUGGAUUUUGUGCAGGAAAAGUUCUCUUGCUGUGGUGGUGAUGAGUACCGGGACUGGGAGGUGAACCAAUACCACUCCUGCAAUGGCAGCGGACCCCUGGCCUGUGGGGUGCCCUACACCUGCUGUGUCAGGAAGGUCCCUGCAGGAGUCAUUAACACCUUGUGUGGGUACAGGACGAUCAACAAAGAGCGCCUGGAGCUCCUGGACGUCAUCCACGUGCGAGGCUGCAUCCACGCCGUCGGCCUCUGGCUCAAGGACAACUUCGAGGCCACUUUGGGCAUAGUUUGCUCCCUGCUGCUUCCACAGGUGGUUGGCCUCCUGAUGGCUUGGCUCUAUUGGCAGAAGCUGGAUGAGAUCUACUCCCAGCUGGACAGUGUUGACUUCAGGAUCCUGGAGAUGAGGGACUUCAGCUUCGGGGCGCUGGACCUGAGUGGUGCUGGCUGGUGCUGGUGCUUGCCCAAGGAAGGAGGCUACAUCCCUGUCAAUGCAGAGGAGGAAGAGGAGGAGGAAGAGGAGGAGGUCACCAUCUGCCAGAGCAAAGUGUGAGAAGGAGGAGGAGGAGGAGGGCUGGAAGCCAGCUUGGAGCCAAGCUCUGCGGGAGGUGGUGGAUGGUGAAUGAGGACAGGACUGGCCCUGGAGCAGGCUGCCCAGGGAGGCUGUGGAGCCUCCUUCUGUGGAGCCUUUGCAGCCCUGUCUGGAUGUGUUCCUGUGUGCCCUGGGCUGGGUUCUCUGCUCCUGCCCUGGCA